AUGGGACUAGUUCAGACAGAAGCGGCUCAGCAACCUCAUGACCCAAGGCCGCCGAGAAGCAGACUGUCUCUGCAGGUGCCGCAACGGAUCGGCGGCGAGGUACGACUUGCCACUCCUCCCCCCGUCGUAAUGGUGAACGGCCAGGCAACUCCAACAACUAUCAAUAUGGGCAUGGAACAGUCCUCGACAACAUAUGUAGAUUACUCUUCCAUGGACAUGUUCGGUCAACCUGCAGUCGAUGCAGCGGACCCGUUCACUGGACUCGGACCAUCCGACGAUACGAGCCAGCCCGGUCUACAUUUCCAAAAUCCCAACGACCGUACAAAUAUGGACGAGGUCGAGAGCUUAUUCAUAUAUGAGAUCGUGAGCGCGGACUGGUACGACUCGAAAAACAACCGAAUACCACCCUGCAGCGUGGAUGAAGCGGCCGCCAUCGUAGCGCAGGUCCUAGAGAACGUUAUGAGGAAGGCGUCGACACGCGAGACGUUCCUCAUCAACAUCGCAGCGCUGACCGGCGGUACCAUUAUGAAGACGACGACCAGGCUGCAGUGCUACCGCCUGCAGGAGACCGCCGAGGAGACGCACUACAUGUGCCGGUGGGAGCUGCGGCUCGGCGACAUCCGCGGCCAGUUCAGCAUGCGCGAGACGCUCCGGCACGACCGGUGGAAGAGGCCCGAUACGGAUGAGGAGUCGAUCAACCUGGGUGCCGACGACGGGACCGUGCCAAUGGACGAGUCUGCCGCGCACUGGCAGCAGAAAUUCAGGAAUGUUCUGGAUGUCCUAAAGAAGAAGGACGAGGAACUCGCCGCUAUCAGGAGAAACAUAAUGCAAAGCAUUAAUGUCAAACGACCGGAAGAUAUACGGUAG
This is a messenger RNA of Phaeoacremonium minimum UCRPA7, 867 nucleotides long. RefSeq names its product putative ars binding protein 2 protein. Bases 1 to 867 code for a protein of 288 amino acids. The transcript has a single exon. Lineage: Eukaryota; Fungi; Ascomycota; Sordariomycetes; Togniniales; Togniniaceae. Gene Ontology annotation, molecular function: DNA replication origin binding. The record is from RefSeq and is a predicted model, not a curated record.